GGCCAAGUUUUCUUUUUGGUGAUUUAGGGAGCGGAUUAGCAAAAUGGAGAAAUACUAAAACCCAAAGAAAGUUCUUCGAUAUUUCCAACCUCCUUCUCGUCAAAUGCCAAGUGUUUUUCCCGAAACCUCUACUUUCUCCUCGAGAAACAGUCUCCUGGCUCCACCACCCUACAGAUUCCCCACCUUACAGAUUUAUUUCUGAAUUUUUAUCCAAUCAGGACCUUCCCUACUCCCUCCGGAGAUUUACUUUCCUCCUUUUGAUCAUUUCAACGGUUCAGAUUCACUCUCACUUCUCUCAUACCGCACCUCCCUCUCUCGUUUUCUAUAAAACGCAGCUCUUCACCCCGAAGUUUCAGUUUCAAGCCCCUAGAAGAAGAAGAAGCUGAAUAGAAACGCAGAGAAUCAGAAUAAUUUCCUCUUCAUUUUCUACGCUCUGAGAUGGAGAACGAGAAGAAAAAUCCGGAAUUGAAGCAUUUAGGGUUCGUGAGGAUGGCUGCUAUCCAGAUGCUGGUGUGCGUCUCGAAUCUGUACGAUUACGCGAAGCAGAACUCAGGGCCAUUGAGAUCUACCGUUGGGACCGUUGAGAAGGCUGUAACUACGGUUGUGAGUCCAGUCUGCCAGAAAUUCAAGGACGUGCCUGGUGAUCUUCUUGUAUUUCUUGAUAAAAAGGUAGAUGAAGGUACACGGAAGUUUGAUAACCAUGCUCCACUUGUGGCUAAGCAGGCCGUGAGUCAAGCGCAGAGUUUGUUACAGAUUGCAUCACAGAAGGCUCAAGGACUUGUGCAUGAGGCUAGCGUUGGAGGACCACGUGCUGCUGUGCGUUAUGCAGCCAGAGAGUCUAAGCACUUUGCCCUGACCCAAUCUGUAAAGGUGUGGAUUAAACUGAACCAGUUCCCUGUGGUUCACAGAGUUGCAGAUAUGGCUGUUCCCACAGCUGCCCACUGGUCCGAGAAGUACAACCAUCUUGUCAAGGACAUGGCCCAGAAGGGUUAUACAGUCUUUGGUUACGUGCCUUUGGUUCCAAUUGAUGAAGUAGCCGAAGCAUAUAAGCAAGGUGAAGCAGAGAAGAAAGAAAGCGCAACUGCACAUAAACCUGAUUCUUCAGAUUCGGAUUAGAAGGUUGCAUUUAAGUGGUUGGGUUUGCUUAAUCCAGGGGUUUGGGAAAAUGUGACAAAAAGUGCGUGGGUCUAGGCUGAAAUGCUAGGAGAUGGCAAACCUGCAAAUGGGAUCUUAAGGACAUAUUAAUGUGGUGAUGAAUGUGAAAGGUUUUGUAAAUACUCCGUUGUGCUCUUUGGACAAUAAUCGUAUUUCCGCUAGUUCUUCA
Hevea brasiliensis (rubber tree) is the source of this 1324-nucleotide messenger RNA. Its product is annotated as REF/SRPP-like protein At1g67360. Lineage: Eukaryota; Viridiplantae; Streptophyta; Magnoliopsida; Malpighiales; Euphorbiaceae. Bases 439 to 1116 code for a protein of 225 amino acids. The transcript is spliced from 3 exons. The record is from RefSeq and is a predicted model, not a curated record.